Molecule: messenger RNA, 2025 nt
Organism: Chelonus insularis
Lineage: Eukaryota; Metazoa; Arthropoda; Insecta; Hymenoptera; Braconidae
Product: progestin and adipoQ receptor family member 3
Exons: 7
Coding region: 351-1406 (351 amino acids)
Cellular component (GO): membrane
Molecular function (GO): signaling receptor activity
Source: RefSeq, a predicted model, not a curated record
GAUUUUUGUGUCUCAGAGCCAUCAGAGAGAGUGUCCGCAGGUGACGCAAGAGGUAAACGAGAGGCCCCUUCCUCAGUGUUUUCUUGCGAAUCGGCACGCGAGGUGGACGGAUAGGAUGGAGUUAAUGUACUUUGGAGUUCUUACGUUGUGUAGAAUCCAGUCCAUUGGCGUCGUUCAUAAGCAUUGGGUUCGUAUAGAACCUCAGUACUUACAGUCGUUUGGCCUCGCUCCUUUCUCAUGAUAUGAAAGCCGCUGGACCAGACUUGUUUCACACUUGAUCAAUUCUUCAGGAUACAGCCCUUGAACCUUAAUCUUCAUUCCCAAGACAUAAACUAUUAACAAGCCUUUCAAUGAUGAAACUAUUAGCAGCUGUAGAGGAGGUCAGUGAUGAAGAGACAAAGAAACUUAAUAAUACUCAAACAAUUAUAGCAAAUGAAAAUCAUAAUACGACAUCAACAAGUACAGAAGAAGUUAAAAAACCAUGUCUGAAAAAGGUAGCACACGUGAGGCCAAAAAAUCCAGCAGGUUCACCGUUCAAAGGUGAAAUUACACCUGAAGAUGAGGAAAAAAUGAGGCGGCUAUUACCUAUUGAAGAAGCUCCAGAAUAUUUAACACACAAUCCUUAUAUUUUACAUGGAUAUCGUGGAUAUUUAACUACAAAGCUGUGUCUUGAAAGUGUAUUUUGGUGGACGAAUGAAACAAUCAACAUAUGGAGUCACGUAUUUGGAUGGAUGCUUUUUCUCGGACUUACACUAUACGAUCUGUGUUUAUUGAAUAUUCAUGCUCCAUUUGGCGAUAAAGUGAUAGUAGCACUUUUGCUUAUUUGCUUUCAGGCAUGUAUGAUACUCUCAUCCGUAUAUCACACGUUCUCUUGUCGAAGUGAAAAAGAUUACUGGUGUUUUUUAUGUUAUGAUUUAUUCGGAAUUGCAUUAAGUUUACUGGCAAUCUACAUGUCUGGGGUUUAUUAUGCCUUUUGGUGCCACAAGGAGCUUCAACAAUUUUAUUUAAUUACCGUACUGCUGAUAUUUGUAAUCGCUAUGAUACUGCAGAUUCCAAGUCUUGAGGUGAAUGGUAAUAUAAAACUGAUAGUUUUUGUUGCUUGGGCAGCAUACGGUGUUUUGCCGACUCUACAUUGGGGUAUCGCCAUGGGAGGAAUGGAGAAUCCUAUGGUACAGAUGCUUAUACCAAGAGUUUUAGGAAUGUACAUCAUCAGCGGUUGUGCAUUUGCCAUAUACAUGAGUAAAAUACCUGAACGAUUUUAUCCAGGAGCUAUGGAUUAUAUCGGAUCAUCCCACCAAUGGUGGCAUGCAUUAGUGGUUCUUGCUUUGUAUUACUGGCACAAUACCGGCAUGCUUUACGUGGAAUAUCGAAUGAACCAUGGAUGUCCUACAAAUAUGAAGUUGUGAUAAGUAGAAAUGAAUGACUUUAUGGGUAAAGUUAAUUUUAUACACUAUAGUUAUUUAACUGUAUAUUCGAAAUCAUUGUUAUCAGACUUUAUAUUGAAUCUACUGCAUUUGUACAAAGUAUAUAGAUAAUAAUUAGUUAUUAAAGGGUCACACCUUGCUUUAAUAUAAAUUACUUCAAGAUUGACAGAAUAUAUAAGUUAUAGUAGUUGAAAAGUAGAUCGACCAUUUUUUGUAAGUAAUGAAAUAUUUUCAAAUACUGCUCAUUACAUAUUUUUAUUAUACUGUGUAUAUAUUGCUACCUCAAAUUUCUAAAAUUCCAUCAGAAUAUAUUUGACUGUUACCAAUAGCCAUACACUUGAUUUUUAUAUUUCAUCAAGAGCUCAUGCUCCCAUGACAUUGUUUAUAAAAGUGAAUUAUUUAUUUUUAUUAUUUUGUUAAUAAUAAUAGUAACAAUAAUUAUAUCUUUUGAAGGUAGUAUACCGAUAAGCUACAGAGUUCCAUCGAAUCGAUUGCAUCAUUAUAAGGCUUUUACUUCUGAUGUUCAGAUUGAUAUCGAAAGAUGGAGUUUUUGUUUCUUUCAUAGACUUUUUAAAUUUAUAAAAAUAAUAAUCUAUUUAAU